UUUGAAUUCGAAAAUACAUUAAGAUACAUUUUUUCAUAUUAUGAACAACGAUAGUUUUCCAAAACAAACUUCCAUUGAAGUCUUUUAAUUUCCCAUGGCCCAACUAUGUCAAAUAUCGACCACAAGUUAACCUUGUGGAUAUUUACUUUCAUUAGGUAGGAUGUGGUCGAUUUCUCUGAUGUCUAUCUAAUGUUAGUUUCCCCAAAAUAUUAUUAGAAAAACAGUCAAGAGAACUAGUUUUAUUCAAAUAGUUGCUUAAGAAGAAUUUAACAUGAGCUCCUCUGAUAACUACAUAGAAGAAACAGUGUGCCAAGUUUCCGAACUACAAGAAAAUGAACUAAAAACAUUCCAGUUAGGAGAUGGUGAAGUCUUGCUCGUGAAACAAAAUGGAAAGAUCAGUGCCUUGGGCUCGAAAUGCACUCAUUACGGAGCCCCACUGGCCAACGGUGCUUUGGGCGAAGGCAGGAUCCGUUGUCCCUGGCACGGAGCCUGCUUCAACCUCGCCACCGGAGACAUCGAAGAUUUUCCAGGUCUCGAUUCCCUUCCAAACUACCAAGUAACCAUCGAUGGUAGUAAUGUCGUAGUGAGGGCCGAUAAAGGGCAACUGGUUUCUAAUAAGCGAGUGAAGAAUAUGGUGGGUCAGUGUCAAGGGGAAAGACACGGUAUUGUCGUUAUAGGAGGGGGGCCAGCGGCAGCAACUUGUGUUGAAACUCUGAGACAGGAGGGCUACAAGGGGCAAAUUGUUAUGGUGUGCAAGGAAAACUGCCUGCCCUACGAUAGGGUUUUGGUUACGAAAGAAAUGAACUUCGAUAUAAAAAAUGCCGAGUUUCGCAAUGAUGAUUUUUAUCAGAAGUUCGGUAUCUCUGUUAUCAAAGGAGUAGAAGCUCUAUCAGUUGAUACGAAGAACAAAAAGGUGUCUCUCAGUAAUAGCACUGCUCUCAGCUACCACAAACUUUUCAUUGCCACUGGUAGCAGCCCUAGGAAGGUUGACAUUCCAGGGUGCGACUUGGGAAAUGUUAUAGUUUUGAGAGACUAUGAGAAUGCAAAGUACACCAAUUCUCAACUCUCAAAAGACAAAGAGGUAGUAAUUUUGGGAGAUAGCUUCAUAGCCUUGGAGGCUGCUGACUACUGCAGCAGCAGAGUAAAAAAAGUGACUGUUCUCAUGAAGGGACAGGUUCCGUUCUCUCAUGUCCUUGGUCCGAGGAUUGGACGAGCUGUUUUCGAGCUGUUCAGAAGAAACGGAGUCAAUUUUGUUACUCAGUGUGGCCUUCGUCGGAUCAAUGGAAAUGGUGGAAAUGUGCAAAGUGUGGAGCUUGUUGAUGGCACUUCCAUCCCUGCGGACCUCCUGAUAGUGGGCAUCGGGAUCACCCUCAAUACGACCUUUCUGAAAGAUUCCGGCAUCGAAAUCCAACAGAACGGAUCCAUCGAAACGGACCAGUACCUGCAAACCAACAUACCGGAAGUGUAUGCCGGCGGAGAUGUAGCUUGGGCCCCUGUUUGGUGCGCCGGCAACCAAAAGGCUUCCAUAGGCCACUUUGGGCUAGCCCACUACCACGGCAAGACUGCCGCCUUGAAUAUGAUAGGGAAGCAGAAGGAGCUCAGGAGCGUUCCGUAUUUUUGGACGAGGCUGUUCGGGUUGUCUAUAAGAUACUGCGGUUUCGGACAUUUCGACGAUAUAAUCUACGUUGGAGACGUGGAAGCUUUGAAAUUCGUGGCGUUUUACCUUAAAAGUGACGAGGUCGUCUCUGCAAGUUCGUGUGGCAUGGAUCCGAUUGUAUCCAAGUUCGGGGAGCUGCUAGCGCAAGGUAAGAAGCUCAAGAGGGAGGAUUUGGUUGAUGACCCUCUCGGAUGGACUAAGCCGAAGCUCGUUGUCCAGUUAUAAACUGUAUAUAUUUUUUUCAGUAUUGUUUUAUGCCUGACAUUGCGUGUAAUAUAAAAAAAAAUAUGUCAGUUAA
Messenger RNA from Leptinotarsa decemlineata (Colorado potato beetle), 1955 nucleotides. RefSeq names its product apoptosis-inducing factor 3. NCBI's taxonomy places the organism in Eukaryota, Metazoa, Arthropoda, Insecta, Coleoptera, Chrysomelidae. Gene Ontology annotation, cellular component: cytoplasm. Gene Ontology annotation, molecular function: oxidoreductase activity, acting on NAD(P)H; 2 iron, 2 sulfur cluster binding. The record is from RefSeq and is a predicted model, not a curated record.